AUGUCAAGAUCCACUGAACUGCAGCAGCAGCAGCAGCACCAGCAGCAAAAGGACCUGGAGACUCACUAUGAGAGCAGCUACCACCUUGGCUCCAAAUCAUCAUUUACCCGCCGGUCCUAUGCUGCUCACACGAGCAGCCAUGGUGUAUCAAAGCACACUAAGAAAAAAGAGGAGAGGACUCUCACUUCAGUUUCCAAGAAAGCCAAGCGCUCCUACCUGGCUUUUGACAAGGAAAACGAGGUCAUUGGAUACGUCGUGCCUGUCUUCCGCAGCAGUCAUUUAGCCACACAGGAGCUUCUGGAGAGCCAGGAGGCGGUGAAGGAAGAAAGUGUUGGCUACGUUGUUAUGAGAAAUCUCUUUGCUAGAGAAACAGAGUCUCACGAGAUGAAGCUGGAAAAGAAAACCAGGAAGAGGAGCAUGAGGGAGUCAGCAGACCGCCUGGCUCUGGGCAAGAAGAUGCAAGAAAAGGAGGAGUUUCAGAGGAAGAUGAAUCCAGACAGCCUGACUCACCCACCGGAGUUCAUUGUGAAGCCCCGUGCCCAGACAGUGUGGGAGGGAAAGAGCGUUAAACUGCACUGCACUGUGGCUGGCUGGCCCAAACCCCGUGUCGCCUGGUACAAAAAUAAUGUGGUCAUCGAUGCCAAAGCUCACCCUGACAAGUACAUCACUGAAAGCAAUUACAACAUGCACUCCCUGGAGAUUAAAAGCUGUGAUUUCAGCGACACUGCCGAGUAUCGUAUUUCAGCCCUAAAUGUCAAGGGGGAAAGCUCUGCCUUUGCUUCUGUCAUUAUUAAAAGGUUCAAAGAUGGAGAACAGGUGACUGAAAAACCACAUGGCUUCAGUCCUGAAUAUGGUGUCACGUUCAAUACAACCGUUAUUGACAAGUUUGAAGUUGCCUUUGGUCGCGAGGGAGAGACCCUGAGCUUGGGCUGCACAGUGAUUGUCUACCCCAGUGUGAAACGCUACCAGCCUGAGGUCGUGUGGUACAGGGAUGGUGUUGCCUUGAAGCCGUCUAAGUGGGUGCACAUGCACUGGAGUGGUGAAAAGGCCACCCUGACCCUAGUACACCUUAAUAAGGAGGAUGAGGGCCUGUACACCCUUCGUGUCAACACCCAGUCUGGCUUUGACUCUCAUUCUGCCUAUGUCUUUGUUAGAGAUGCUGAUGUGGAGGUGGAAGGGGUCCCUGUGGCUCCUCUCGAUGUGCGUUGCCAUGACGCCAAUAAAGAUUAUGUGGUUGUGACCUGGAAGCAGCCAGCGAUUGAAGGCAGUAGCCCCAUCCUGGGAUACUUUGUUGACAGGUGUGAGGUUGGCACCCACCACUGGGCUCAGUGUAAUGACACUCCUGUGAAGUAUGCCCGCUUCCCAGUCACUGGACUCAUUGAGGGUCACUCCUAUGUCUUCAGAGUGCGUGCCAUCAACAUGGCAGGGGUCAGCCUUCCAUCCCGGGUCUCUGACCCGGUGGUUGCCAUGGACCCGUCAGACCGUGCCCGACUGAGAGCUGAUCCUUCUGCUCCUUGGACUGGUAUGAUAAAGUUCACUGAGGAAGAACCCACAGUGGGUGUGGUGCCUGGAGAGCCUUCCGAUCUGGCUGUUACUGAGGCAACCAAGAGCUAUGUGGUGUUGAGCUGGAAGCCUCCCGUGCAGAGGGGACACGAGGGUGUCAUGUACUAUGUGGAGAAGUGCAUUGUGGGUACAGACACCUGGCAGAGAGUGAACACCGGCAUGCCAGUGAGGUCACCUCGUUUUGCUCUGUUUGACCUGGCUGAGGGAAAGUCCUACUCCUUCCGUGUGCGUUGCUGUAACUCCGCAGGGGUCGGGGAGCCAUCUGCACCAACUGAGGCGACCACUGUGGGAGACCGACUGGACCUACCGUCAGCGCCUGGUCCUAUAGUGCCCACCAGGAACACGGCUACCUCUGUGGUGGUUUCCUGGGGCGCAUCCCAGGAGGCCAAGGGUCUAGUGGGUUAUUAUAUUGAGACCAGUGUGGUGGGCAGCAACGUGUGGGUGCCCUGCAACAACAAACCAGUCAAAGGCGCCAGGUUUGUGUGUCAUGGGCUGAGCACAGAAGAGAAGUAUGUGUUCAGAGUUAAGGCAAUCAAUGCUGCUGGAUACAGUUCAAGCUCUGCAGAGUCUGAGGAAAUCGUGGUGAAGGCGGCUGUAGCCGUCCCUUCUCCACCCACUGGUGUGACCCUGGUGGAGAGGGUACGCGACUACAUGGUGCUGGGCUGGAAGGCACCCGCUGAUGACGGCGGUGCAGAUGUCCGUGGAUACUUCUUGGACUACAGGACCGUUAGGCACGGAGUUGCGGGCCGUUGGCAUGAGCUUAACACCCAUGCUGUCACGGAAACUUCAUACAAAGCAGAGGACCUGAAAGAGAACACGUUCUACCAGUUCCAGGUGCGUGCUGUCAACAUGGCAGGCAUAAGCGAGGGCUCCAAGCCCAGCGCUGCACUGGAGUGUAAGGAGUGGACUGUCGCAGUGCCAGGACCUCCUCACGGCCUCCACGUUCUGGAGGUGCGGAAGGACUCCUUGGUUCUCCUUUGGGAGCCGCCCACUUUCAACGGCCGCAGUCCAGUCACCGGAUACUAUGUGGACAUCAAAGAGGCCUCUUCUGGGAAGGGCACCUGGAGGGGCGUGCAUGAGAGGUCUACCAAACUGACCUACAUGAAGGUGACCGGGCUGAAGGACGGCGUCUCCUACAUGCUACGUGUCCAUGCCAAGAACGUGGUAGGUGUUGGUGGACCAUCCAAAGCGACAGAACCUAUUCUGGCCCAGACUCGCCCAGGAACCAAUGAGAUCAUCGUGGAUGUGGAUGAUGACGGUGUGAUCUCUCUGAUCUUCGAGUGCUCUGAAAUGGCAGCUGAUUCUCAGUUUGUUUGGUCCAAGAACUACACGGCCCUCACAGACACCUCUCGCCUUACUGUUGAGACUUCAGGGGGCAAAUCCAGAGCCAUCUUCAAUGAUCCCUCUGUGGAAGACCUGGGCAUUUAUUCCUGUGUGGUCACCAACACAGAUGGUGUUUCUGCUAGCUACACCCUCACAGAGGAGGGAUUGAAACGUUUGUUGGACAUCAGCCAUGAUCAUAAGUUCCCCAUUAUUCCCUUCAAGUCUGAGAUGGCUAUUGAACUCCAGGAGAAGGGACGUGUUCGUUUCUGGUGCGAAGUGGGCAAGUUUACCUCUAACUGCGAGGUGGAAUACAUCUUCAACGAUAACAUCAUCACCCAAGGAAAGAAAUACACAAUGAACUUCGACAAGUCCACUGGCAUUAUUGAGAUGUUCAUGGACUCACUGGAAGUUACAGAUGAGGGAACUUUCACCUUUGACCUUGUUGAUGGGAAAGCAAAGGGUCGUACCAGUUUGGUGCUUAUUGGGGAAGAGUUUGCUGAGAUUCAGAAGAAAUCUGAAUUUGAAAGGGCAGAAUGGGUCCGCAGGCAAGGUCCUCAUUUUGUGGAGUACCUUGGUUUCGAGGUCACCCCACAAUGCGAUGUGCAUCUGAAAUGCACGGUGGGAAAUAUAAAACCAGAGACCGAGAUUUGCUGGUUUAAGGAUGGAAUCGAGAUCGAUGAGGAUGAUGAAGAGGCUAAACAGAUAAGCAUCGCCGAUGGCGUGUUGACCUUUGACAUCGGCAAGUGUGUUGUAAAGAAGGAAAAAGAGGAAAAAAAGAAACCCGCUGAUGAGCCAAGCCCCGGAAAACCAAAAAUUUCAAAGAGAGAUGCAGGUGUAUAUGAGGUAAAACUGAGAGAUGAGAGAGGUAAAGACAAGACUAAGCUGGAUUUGACUGAAGCAGGUUUCCAGGCUGUGAUGAAUGAACUGUUCAGAGUUAUUGCUAACUCUGCCGCUGAGCUCAAAGUUAUGAGCACAGAACAUGGAAUUAUUCUUUACACAUUUGUUACGUAUUACACCGAAGAACUGCGUUUUGGCUGGCUCCACAAAGAUGCAAAGAUUUCUCACUCAGACAGAGUUCAGUGUGGAGUCACUGGAGAACAGCUGUGGCUUAAGAUCAAUGAGCCCACAGAAAAGGACAAGGGCAAGUACGCCAUCGACAUCUUUGACGGAAAGGAUGGCGUCAAGAGGGUCUUUGAUCUGUCUGGACAAGCAUGGGAAGAGGCAUUUGAGGAGUUCCAGAGGCUGAAGGCGGCAGCCAUUGCAGAGAGAAACCGGGCUCGUGUGGUGGGAGGACUGCCCGACGUGGUCACUAUCCAGGAAGGCAAGUCUUUGAACCUCACUGGCAACGUGUGGGGAGACCCUGUUCCUGAAGUGAGCUGGUUGAAGAAUGACAAGGAACUGGUGGCUGAUGAACACUAUACUCUGAAGUUUGAACAUGGCAAGUUUGCCAGCAUCACCAUAGCGGCUGUCACCACCGUCGAUUCCGGGAAAUAUGCCCUGCUGGUGAAGAACAAGUAUGGCACAGAGGCCGGCGAGUUCACUGUCAGUGUCUACUUGCCAGAAGAAGAGGAAGAGAAGAAAGAGUAAAGAGAGAUGAUAACACAAGGGGAGGCAGGAGUUGAAAGAUCACUGUAAUUCCCAAAGUAUUCUACAAGGAAGCAUGUCCAUUCAUACUAUUCCUGUUGAGCAAUUAAAGCAGGAAUGUUGUUUGGUUACACAACAUAUUGUAUCACGAUUCUCUAAGAAUCUUUUCGGAAAUUGGGCUCGGUAAAUUAUUGAAACAUUAUGACCCUAGUAAACACUUUUCCUUGGCCUUUCUUUUUUUUUUACGCGCCUUUAUGGUGACAUAAUUGUUUCUCCGUUGUGAAGGGUAAAAACUGAUGUUCACAAUAACCCUCAGACAAACAGUGUAAGUUUAUUUUCCUUAUUUCCCAAAAGAAGCAUUGUUUAGAUUUUGAGAAUAGAGAUAAAACACAUGCUUGGAUUGCUUUGGGUAUUGCCUUACAUAAAAGCAUAAACUGGAAUUAUUGCAGAUGUUGAAUUGUGCCUCUGUUGUAUGUUUUUAUCUCACUGUGUGUUUUUCUUUCUCUGUAUCAGUCCAACACUGGCUGUAUCACUGUUUCUGUUUGAACUGCCAGAGAAAGUACCUGUCUGCUGUACACAAGGAUAACAAUUGUGAAUGUACAUGAUAACUAAAUUCAGACAGUAUUUGUUUUACAGUUUAACAUUAAUACUGAGAUAAACUUGUACUAUCCAUCUUGUCAGAGGUCUGUAAAAAAAAAUAAUAAUAAGAGAGGAGUUUCUGCUUAAACUCAUUUGUUGUACUCUUUUUUUUGUUUUUGCUCCAUGUUUAGCCCAUUCAAAAGUUGGACACAAAAUAUACAAGCGCUAGUUGUACUU
This is a messenger RNA of Chanos chanos (milkfish), 5286 nucleotides long. It is a transcript of the gene myom1a, whose product is annotated as myomesin 1a (skelemin). Bases 1 to 4473 code for a protein of 1490 amino acids. Lineage: Eukaryota; Metazoa; Chordata; Actinopteri; Gonorynchiformes; Chanidae. Gene Ontology annotation, molecular function: kinase binding. Gene Ontology annotation, cellular component: M band. The record is from RefSeq and is a predicted model, not a curated record. The transcript is spliced from 37 exons. Gene Ontology annotation, biological process: sarcomere organization.